Rattus rattus (black rat) is the source of this 857-nucleotide messenger RNA. RefSeq names its product histone demethylase UTY-like. NCBI's taxonomy places the organism in Eukaryota, Metazoa, Chordata, Mammalia, Rodentia, Muridae. The record is from RefSeq and is a predicted model, not a curated record. The transcript is spliced from 5 exons. Gene Ontology annotation, biological process: heart development; regulation of gene expression. Gene Ontology annotation, molecular function: protein binding; RNA polymerase II cis-regulatory region sequence-specific DNA binding; histone H3K27me2/H3K27me3 demethylase activity. Gene Ontology annotation, cellular component: MLL3/4 complex. The coding region runs from base 65 to 505 and encodes 146 amino acids.
CUGGCUUUAGGAAGAGGUUAUGGCCUCUGUGUGCGGUUCACACUGACGCGAUUAUAACAACUUUAUGCAGAUGCCAGCGAAGUUUGAUAUUCUAAGAAUCUCGGGUAAUGAGGAAAAGAAAAUGGCGGCGGAAAAGGCUAGAGGCGAGGGCGAAGAGGGGUCCUUCAGUCUCACAGUCGAAGAGAAGAAGGCGCUUUGUGGAUUAGACAGCAGCUUCUUCGGGUUCUUGAGCCUAUGCAAAGAUGGCGCCAAGAUGAAGACGCUGUUGAACAAGGCAAUUCAUUGCUAUGAAUCUUUAAUAGUAAAAGCUGAAGGAAAAGUGGAAUCAGAUUUCUUUUGUCAGUUAGGUCACUUCAAUCUCUUACUGGAAGAUUAUUCAAAAGCAUUGUCAUCUUACCAGAGAUACUACAGUUUACAGACUGACUACUGGAAGGUCAGUGCACAUUUCAGUGCUAAUUUUGAUUUGUGUGUUGAGUAUACAUUAUACUUAAAGUGUAUGUUUUAAUGACUAAGAAGAUGUGGAAAUGAGAAAAGGGAAGUGCUUAUUUUUAGUUAGAUAUUAUCACCAGACUAAUGUACAAAAACCUAUGUUGGAGGAUGAAAAGUAUCUUAAGUUUCUUGUCUGCUUUUUUCUUCUUUUACAGUUAUCUUAUUUUUAAUUAUGUGUAUGUUUUGUACAUGUGAAUGCAGGUGCUCAGGGCAUCAGACUUCAGUGCUAGGAAUAUAGUUCAGAUAUGACUAGAGUCCUGCUAGUGCAGUAUAUUCUAAUUACUUUCUUGCUUUUCAGUUAUUUAACUUUCAUUGUUAUGAUAAAAAUACUUGACAAAAACAGUUUAAUAGGGAUUUUGACUAUAAGG